Molecule: messenger RNA, 2051 nt
Organism: Lathyrus oleraceus (garden pea)
Lineage: Eukaryota; Viridiplantae; Streptophyta; Magnoliopsida; Fabales; Fabaceae
Product: nucleobase-ascorbate transporter 6
Exons: 15
Coding region: 241-1842 (533 amino acids)
Biological process (GO): transmembrane transport
Cellular component (GO): membrane
Molecular function (GO): transmembrane transporter activity
Source: RefSeq, a predicted model, not a curated record
CUAGAGAGAGAGAGAGAACGAAACAGACAUUGCUUAUCUAGAGAGAGAAGAGAAGAAAAAGAAAAAGAAAAAGAAAAAGAAUCUCCAUUCAUUUCUUGCUUGUUUCUAUAUACAACACCUUUAUCAUUUCAUUUUUUUUACCACCAUUGAGUCUCCUUUACUUCACACACUUCACUAUAUCUCCUCAUUUUCCUUUUGACUUUAGAUUAAUUAACACUCUUUCACUCAAAAGAACUAGCUAUGGCAGGAGGAGGUGGAGCUCCAGCUCCUAAAUCAGAUGAACCACAACCACAUCCACCAAAGGAUCAACUUCCCAACAUUUCUUACUGCAUUACUAGUCCUCCUCCAUGGCCUGAGGCUAUACUUCUUGGUUUUCAACAUUUUCUAGUGAUGCUUGGCACAACUGUGCUCAUUCCCACUGCUCUUGUUCCUCAGAUGGGAGGUGGAAAUGCGGAGAAGGCCAGAGUUAUUGAAACACUACUUUUUGUUGCUGGUAUUAACACAUUGGUGCAAACACUCUUUGGAAGUCGACUACCUGCAGUAAUUGGAGGGUCUUAUACAUAUGUGGCUACCACAAUCUCGAUUAUUCUCGCUGGUCGAUUCAGUGGUGAACCGGAUCCGAUAGAGAAAUUCAAGAAGAUAAUGAGGGCAAUUCAGGGUGCUCUUAUUGUUGCUUCAACUCUUCAAAUAGUACUAGGCUUUAGUGGCCUUUGGCGUAAUGUUGCAAGGUUCUUAAGUCCACUUUCAGCUGUUCCAUUAGUUUCACUUGUUGGUUUUGGGUUGUACGAGUUAGGUUUUCCUGGGGUUGCUAAAUGUAUUGAGAUUGGACUGCCAGAGCUUAUAUUGCUAGUGUUUGUUUCACAGUAUGUGCCCCACGUGUUACAUUCGGGGAAAAAUAUCUUUGACCGUUUUGCUGUUUUAUUUACCGUUGUAAUUGUGUGGAUAUAUGCUCAUCUACUCACUGUUGGAAGGGCCUAUAACGGUGCUGCACCGAAAACACAAUCGUCCUGCCGCACUGAUCGUGCCGGACUUAUAGAUGCCGCUCCUUGGAUCAGAGUUCCAUACCCUUUUCAAUGGGGAGCACCUACAUUUGAUGCAGGUGAAGCGUUUGCGAUGAUGAUGGCAUCUUUUGUUGCUCUUGUAGAGUCUACUGGAGCUUUCAUUGCCGUAUAUAGGUAUGCAAGUGCAACACCAUUGCCACCUUCUAUUCUUAGUCGAGGUAUUGGUUGGCAGGGAGUUGGCAUUCUGUUAUCAGGAUUGUUCGGAACAAUUACAGGAUCUUCCGUGUCUGUAGAAAAUGCGGGUCUUUUGGCUUUGACACGAGUUGGCAGUAGAAGAGUUGUGCAGAUAUCUGCCGGAUUCAUGAUUUUCUUUUCAAUUCUCGGAAAAUUCGGAGCAGUUUUCGCCUCUAUCCCACCUUCAAUCAUUGCUGCACUGUACUGCUUAUUCUUUGCUUAUGUUGGUGCUGGAGGUCUUAGUUUUCUUCAGUUCUGCAACCUUAACAGUUUUAGAACAAAGUUCAUAUUAGGCUUCUCUAUAUUCUUGGGCCUGUCUAUACCACAGUACUUCAACGAGUAUACAGCAAUCAACGGAUUCGGUCCAGUCCACACCGGCGGGAGAUGGUUCAACGAUAUAAUCAACGUUCCGUUCCAAUCAAAAGCAUUUGUAGCUGGCGUAGUGGCGUAUUUCCUAGACAACACUCUACAUAAGAACGACUCGUCGAUUAGAAAGGACAGAGGAAAACAUUGGUGGGACAAGUACAAGUCAUUCAAGGGUGACACAAGAAGUGAAGAGUUCUACUCAUUGCCUUUCAAUCUGAACAAAUAUUUUCCAUCUGUUUAAAUGUGCAGCAGCAAAAGAGGUUAAAGAUAAGGAGGAUUUAUCUUCAGCAGAUAUAAGUUCUAAUAUCAGAUUUAAUCUUAUUACACGCUAUAUAAUAUAGCCACCAUAUGAGUAGUUUCCUCCACUCUAUUAUAGCAUUUUGUAAUACAUUUAUUUUCUUGCCUUUGUUUAUGUAAAUUCUGAUCAAGUAAGUGGAUUGACUUGGUAAA